CGAGCGCGCCGCCGCCGCCGACAUGAACUGCCUCCAGAACCUGCUCAAGGAGCCUCCGAUCGUGGGAUCCAGAUCGAUGAGGCGGCCCUCGCCGCUCAACCUGGCCAUGGUGCGCGGCGGGAGUCGCCGGUCCAACACCGUCAAGACCGCAACCGGGGCGUCCACCUCAAGCGCGGAGAGCAGCGCGCUGGAGCCGGGCGCGGAGAAGUCCGACUCCUACAGCACCAACAUGACGCAGGCCAUGGGAGCAGUGUUGACGUAUAGGCAUGAGCUUGGAAUGAAUUACAAUUUUAUAUGCCCGGACUUGAUCGUAGGCUCCUGCUUACAGAGCCCACUUGAUGUUGAUAAACUUCGCGAGAUUGGUGUGAAAACUGUAUUCUGCUUGCAGCAAGAUCCAGACCUUGAAUAUUUUGGAGUUGACAUCAGUGCAAUUCAAGACUACUGUCUAGAAUGUAAAGAUAUUGAGCACUGCCGUGAAGAAGUUAGGGAUUUUGAUGCUUUUGAUUUGCGACUGAGGCUUCCUGCUGUGAUUAGCAAAUUGUACAAGCUUGCCAGCCGUAAUGGUGGGAUAACAUAUAUACAUUGUACAGCCGGACUUGGAAGAGCUCCUGCCGUGGCACUAGCAUAUAUGUUCUGGAUUCUUGGUUACGAUCUGAACGAAGGACAUCGACUACUACAGAGCAAAAGGCCUAGCUUUCCAAAGUUGGAAGCCAUCAAAUUGGCAACUGCUGACAUUCUGACGGGCUUGUCAAAGAACUGCAUCACGUUGAAGUGGAAAAAUGGUAGUUGUUCUUCUGUUGAAAUUUCGGGGCUUGAUAUUGGGUGGGGACAGAAAAUUCCCCUGGCAUAUGAUAAGGAGAAAAGAGCAUGGUUUCUUGAGAGGGAGUUACCUGAAGGACGGUAUGAGUACAAAUAUGUAGUGGAUGGCAACUGGUUGUGCAACGAACAUGAGAUGAAGACCAAACCAAACGCUGAUGGCCAUGUGAAUAACUACAUACAGGUCUCUAGGGACGACACGAGCGUUGAGGAGCAAGAAAUGAGGGAGCGGCUGACUGGUCAAAACCCUGCUCUUACAAAAGAAGAAAGGCUGAUGAUCAAAGAGUACCUGGAACAAUACAGCGAGCAAUGAGAGGUUUGCCCAAAUCAUCUGGGCUUCUGUGCUGCAUGUUUCUCUUUUGCAUGUACACUCUAGUGCGUAAACGAAUUGUUUGGAUCAUCAGACAGCACCUAACUCAUAUAGCCUAUAAAUCUGCAGAACAUUCCUUGCUCGAACUGCCAGGGGUGCCAUCAGCUCGCUGUGGAGGCAGGAACACCAGCUGAUGGAAAUAGGCCUGCGCAGCGGUCAGCUCUCCUCACCGCCAUGUGGAUAGCAGCUUAACUGGAAAUAGUUGGCUUGCAGAAUAAUAAUAAUAAUUACUAUUAGUAUGACCUUCCUCCGUAGACAGAUGCUGCCUCAGAUGACAGCAAUUAGUGUCCCCUGAUACAGUCUUAGCCUAAAAUAAAUAAGCGGCUGUGAACAUGUGUAACGUAUGUACAUCUGAAUAAAAUCAGUAAUUUCCUUGGUACAUGACUGUGGGACCUGAAUGCCUGAUGGUUGGUGUUGUUCCAUUCCAUCAGCUGAACUGAGCUGGUCCUAACAUUGACUUGUUUUGUUAUACUGUAUUCGUCUCGCUCAAGUAUGGUCUUAGAUUUUUCA
This is a messenger RNA of Lolium rigidum, 1696 nucleotides long. Its product is annotated as phosphoglucan phosphatase DSP4, amyloplastic-like. The transcript is spliced from 14 exons. The coding region runs from base 23 to 1129 and encodes 368 amino acids. Gene Ontology annotation, biological process: starch catabolic process; protein dephosphorylation. Gene Ontology annotation, cellular component: chloroplast. Gene Ontology annotation, molecular function: carbohydrate phosphatase activity; protein tyrosine/serine/threonine phosphatase activity; starch binding. The record is from RefSeq and is a predicted model, not a curated record. NCBI's taxonomy places the organism in Eukaryota, Viridiplantae, Streptophyta, Magnoliopsida, Poales, Poaceae.